ACUCUUAAGUUUUCUCCCACAAAAAUCUCUCAUCCCCCACCUCUAUUUUUCCAAUUCCUCAAUACAACACAAUUCUCAUACCCCUAUCAAACUAGGGGGAUCUCCUUCUGUCUCUUCUCUUUGUUUCAGAUCACUCAGUCCCUCUAUCUCUCUCUCUUUUUUUUUUUUUGGCUUUUCCUUGCUACAUUCUCAGAGGUUCAUCUCUUAUUGGAGGAUAACAUGGCAAAUUCAGCGUCUGGAAUGGCUGUGCACGAUGACUGCAAGCUCAAGUUCUUGGAACUAAAAGCAAAGCGGAACUAUCGGUUCAUCGUGUUUAAGAUUGAAGAGAAGAUCCAACAGGUGAUAGUAGAGAAGCUUGGGGGUCCUGAAGAAACCUACGAUGAUUUCACUGCGUCUAUGCCAGCCAAUGAGUGCCGUUAUGCUGUCUUUGAUUUUGAUUUCAUUACCGACGAGAAUUGUCAGAAAAGCAAAAUUUUCUUCAUUUCAUGGUCACCUGACACAUCCAGGGUGAGGAGCAAGAUGCUUUAUGCAAGCUCGAAGGACAGAUUCAGGAGAGAAUUGGAUGGUGUUCAAGUCGAGUUGCAAGCAACAGAUCCUAGCGAGAUGAGCUUAGAUAUCAUUAAAGGCAGAGCUCUCUAAUUGUUAGAAAGCACUACAUUAUCUUCACAACAGACUUUGAUUUGAGGAGGUUUCCUUAUUGUUUAUUAAUUAGUGAGCUAUCAGCUAUUCCUCUUUUCCGUUUUUGAUUUUUUGUUUUGAAGUUAAUCUUUGUUUGGAACUUUGGAUUUAAAUCUGAAUGAUGAAAGAUAAUUCAUGUUA
Molecule: messenger RNA, 819 nt
Organism: Quercus lobata
Lineage: Eukaryota; Viridiplantae; Streptophyta; Magnoliopsida; Fagales; Fagaceae
Product: actin-depolymerizing factor
Exons: 3
Coding region: 220-639 (139 amino acids)
Biological process (GO): actin filament depolymerization
Cellular component (GO): actin cytoskeleton
Molecular function (GO): actin binding
Source: RefSeq, a predicted model, not a curated record